AAUAAUAACCUCACAUAUGUUUAUAUUUUUUGAACAGUUUACACAUCAUGUGGAGUGUUCAGGCUUUGGUGGUGCAUCUCCUGCUGCUCGGCAGCAUCCUGAGCAUUUACUUUCAAUCCACCGUGUUGUCGGACCUCGAGCCAUUGAGUACACUCCGGGAUUUGGGCCUAGAACCGCCGGCGGAUCGACUCGUGGUCUUUGUGGUCGAUGGCCUGAGGGCAGAAUCUGUGCUGGCGAACAACUGCAGUGCUGUGCCGGAUCUUCGGGAGCUGUUCCUCAGCCAGGGACUGGUGGGCAUCUCCCGCGCCUGUCCGCCCACAGUUACCCGUCCGGGUCACAUCGCCAUCUUCGGCGGAUUCAAUGAGGAUCCCGCUGCAGCCCUCACCAACUUUGGCUGGAACCCGUCCACCUUUGACACCGUUUUCAAUCGCAGCCGUAAUGCUAUUGGCUGGACCCAGGAUGUGGUGGCCAAAGUGUUCACCCACCUGCCCACCGGUGGUGCUCCACUGCGUUUCGAAACCUUCACCAGGUCGGACAUUUCGGGCGGGCUUAAGCUGGAUGAGUGGGUCUUCGGCAAGGUGCGCCAGUUCCUUACUCAGGAGGAGAAUGUGCGGCCCCUGCGCAACACCACAUCGGUGGUGUUCUUCGUCUACCUAGCCGAUAUAGACCUGGCCGGCCACGCCUACACGCCCUACGGCCCCAGUUUCGAGGAGAAGCUUAACUUCACCCAACGCGGAAUCCGCCAGACCUAUGAUCUCUUUGAAAGCGUGUUCAACGACAGUCGUACGGCGUAUCUGAUGACGGCAGAUCAUGGCAUGAAUGAUGCAGGGCAGCAUGGCGGUGGAGGAGAUCGCGAGGUGGAAACCCCUUUUAUGCUCUGGGGAGCAGGUGUGAAUCGCAUGGCCCCCGAUCCUGGCCAGAAUUUCACUGUCGAUAAUGAAGGACUCACUCUGCCUCUGUACCAGUUGGAGCAGACGCAAUUGGCCCCGUUAAUGUCGGCCUUGAUUGGUCUUCCACCUCCGAUGAAUAACAUGGCCCUACUGCCCCUGGGAUUCCUGAAUGCUAGUGCUCAAUAUGAAGUGCAGGCCCUUCACUUGAAUGCCAUGCAGCUGCUGGCUCAGGCCAGGAUUCUGAUAAAGCGUCAUGAGGACGGCAUUCUGUAUGCUUUGCUGCCCAAAUUCGAGGACCUGGACUCGGCCCAGAUUGAUCAGUAUCCGCAAAGAAUGAAAUAUCUGGUGGCCCAGGAAUAUUUCGAUGAGGCUCGGAAGAUAAGUACGAAGAUGGCCAAGGAGGCGCAGAGGUGUUUGGAGUACUACCACGGCUACUAUCACCUGCCCCUGCUGGUGGCCACCACCGCCUCCUAUUUGCUUUGGUUCUACCUGCUGCUGGUGCAACUCACCCGGGAAUCGGUCCAGCCGAGAUCAGCGCGAAGAGGAUUCAGAACUUGGACCACGUUGUUGAUGACCUUGGGGGGAUUGAUACUCAUGGAGCUAAUGAUACUGCAGAGGGUUCCCUGCCUGACGGCCUUCUAUCUGCUGCUGCCCUUGGGCAUCCUCAUCCUCGGCCUGGCUGAACGUCCCCUGGAGGGGAACUGGUGCAUGUGCCACUUCUCCGUCCUUCACCUGGCCGGAAUCGUUUUGCCCGCUGGCCUGCUCAUACUGAUGGCCUUCCACAACAGUCACAUUGGACUGCUCUACCUGGUGAUGGUGUGCCUCAACAAUCGGAGGGCCUUCCUCCACCCCUCCCCGAAGUUCUUCCUCUGGCUUGCUCUGGUCAUCCUGCUGAGCGCCAUCCUGGUGGUAAAGCAGAACCCAAGUUGGGACUUCAUCACCGAUGACAUUAGAGUUUAUGUGGGUAACAGCCAUGUGGUUUACUUCAGCAUAGUUCUAUCCGUGAUUCGUCCCCUGAUCCUGAGGCACCGUCAUGCCAAACGUGUUUGGGUCAUCAACAUUGCAGCCCUACUGGCGGCAGCCUAUGGCAUCCAUCAAUGGGACACGAAUCAGCCCGUCUGCACCUAUGUUUAUGUCGCCUGCUGGUCGUACCUGGUCUUCGCCUUUCUGUCGAUCCCAUACAGUGGAACAGAGGAGCUGAAGCGGCGCCUGGAGUUGAUAAUCUUCAAUAUGCUAACCGUACAUAUAAUGCUGACCAUAUCGAUGGCCUCGCUCUUUGUCCAGAUCAUGGUCACUGAGUUCGUUUUGGGCCUCGAACUUUACGAAAAGAGCAACAUGUCGUUGGACAUCAAAGAUCAGAAUCAGGACGGGGAAGGUGAUGGAGUCCAAGAGGUGCUGCAAAAUGAAAGACUUACGAGUCCAGUGAACCACUUAAGGCUGUCCUAUCGCUAUGCGGCCCUCAUAUUGCUGUACUUCUACGUAUCCUUCUUUGGCACCGGCCACUGGUUCUUCAACUUCACAUUCAAACCCAUCACCUCGCGACUGUUCUUCCCCCAGUUCUCCCUUCACCUGAUCGCAGCCUUUAUCCUGCUAAAGAUAUUUAUUCCAUCGAUUAUCGUUAUAUCGAGCAUAUACGCCCUGGUGUCCUUUGGACGCAAGAAUGCCCGUUCAAUCUUCAUCUGCUUGUUCCUAAUGAACGACACCAUGAGCCUGUACUUCUGCUACUUUGUCAACAAUAGAGGUUCCUGGCAGAAGGUGCGCGAAUCGUUGGACCAUCUGCUGGUGACCCAUGUGUUCAUCAUCCUGCUGCUAGUGUGCUCCUGGAUAGCCAGGGGUUUCCUCUGCAACACCAAAGAGGAUAAGCCACCGACCAGAGCAGAUGUCGCUAAUGCUACGUCCCUGGUUACAGAGAGUCAGGCUUAGCUUAAGCCGGUUAAAGUGCCUAAAUUGUCUGCUUUUAUUUAUCUUAAUUGAAUAAAAUGCUGUUUGAAACUAAA
Molecule: messenger RNA, 2887 nt
Organism: Drosophila gunungcola (fruit fly)
Lineage: Eukaryota; Metazoa; Arthropoda; Insecta; Diptera; Drosophilidae
Product: GPI ethanolamine phosphate transferase 1
Exons: 2
Coding region: 48-2813 (921 amino acids)
Biological process (GO): GPI anchor biosynthetic process
Cellular component (GO): endoplasmic reticulum membrane
Molecular function (GO): mannose-ethanolamine phosphotransferase activity
Source: RefSeq, a predicted model, not a curated record